UGUUCCUUUGCAGCCUCUCUCAAAAGCUUGGGCGAUAAGACCGCCAACUUGUUCUCCAAGAAGAAGGAAGAAGUCGAGAAAUUAGCCAAAGAAAAGGUUGAUGAUGUCAAGGAGGCAGCAGAAGAUCAAGCCAAGAAGGUUGGAGAAUCGAUACAGAAGACCAAGAGUGAAACUGAGAAAUUGGCCGCUGAUGCUGCCAAGGAAGCUGCUGACUUAGCUGCCGAAGAGGCCAAGAAGGCCGAACAAGCCGUUGCCGAUGGUGUCGGCAAGGCCAAUGCUGCCGUUGACAAUACCAAGAAUGUCAUCAACAAUACCACCCAACAGGUUAAUAAUGUGGCCGCCAAUACCAAACAAAUUGCUGGCAAUGUAGCUGAGGCCUCCAAACAGGCCGCCGCCAAUGCCGUCGAUCAAACCAAAAAAGCCGCCAACGAUGCCAUCAACAAAUCCGUCAAGGCUGCCGAACAGGUGAUCGAGGAUAAAAUGAAGCAAGCCGAACACACUGUCGACGAAACUGUGAAAGCUGCCAGCCAAACUGUGGACCACAAAAUUGCCGAGGCUAAUCAGUAUGUCGAUCAAAAGCGAGUGGAUUUGGAAAAGACUUUGCAGGAAACCGCUCAAAGUGGUCACGAUUUGGCUGCCCAGCAGGCUGCCGGUUUAAUGGGCAAAUUGAAUUUGGCCAAAUAAGUUGGAGG
This is a messenger RNA of Musca vetustissima, 692 nucleotides long. RefSeq lists its product as uncharacterized. The transcript is spliced from 3 exons. The record is from RefSeq and is a predicted model, not a curated record. The annotation marks the transcript as partial. Lineage: Eukaryota; Metazoa; Arthropoda; Insecta; Diptera; Muscidae.